Melitaea cinxia (Glanville fritillary) is the source of this 5286-nucleotide messenger RNA. RefSeq names its product neural-cadherin-like. The transcript has 10 exons. Gene Ontology annotation, molecular function: calcium ion binding; cadherin binding. Gene Ontology annotation, cellular component: plasma membrane; catenin complex. Lineage: Eukaryota; Metazoa; Arthropoda; Insecta; Lepidoptera; Nymphalidae. Gene Ontology annotation, biological process: homophilic cell-cell adhesion. The record is from RefSeq and is a predicted model, not a curated record.
AUGGUUGACCCUCUGAAAAUAUUUUGGGUUUUAACGAACAGUACUUAUUUAGUAACGAAAUUCAUCCGUAUCGGCAUCGCGGAUAAAAAUGACAACCCGCCGUAUUUCGACAAAGAGUUAUACGAGGCGGAGGUCGACGAAAAUGAAGACAUCCAGCACACAGUCCUCACAGUCACCGCCAAAGAUCACGAUGAAUCAUCGCGUAUUCGAUACGAGAUUACGAGCGGGAACAUAGGGGGUGCGUUCGCUGUAAAGAACAUGACUGGCGCAAUCUAUGUGGCAGGGGCACUCGACUAUGAAACAAGGAAACGGUACGAGUUGAAGUUAGCUGCAUCGGACAACCUCAAGGAGAACUAUACGACCGUGGUGAUUCACGUGAAGGAUGUGAAUGAUAAUCCCCCUGUGUUCGAGCGGCCUACAUAUCGAACUCAAAUUACUGAAGAAGACGACCGCAAUCUUCCCAAGCGAGUGCUACAGGUAACGGCUACAGAUGGCGAUAAAGAUAGACAACAAAACAUUGUUUACUUUCUAACGGGCCAAGGGAUCGAUCCAGAUAAUCCAUCAAAUAGCAAAUUCGAUAUUAACCGAACCACAGGAGAAAUAUUCGUUCUUAAGCCAUUAGAUCGAGAUCAACCGAAUGGACGACCACAAUGGAGAUUCACAGUAUUCGCUCAAGAUGAAGGAGGUGAAGGACUAGUAGGAUAUGCUGAUGUCCAAGUCAACCUUAAAGAUAUUAACGAUAACGCACCGAUUUUCCCGCAAGGUGUUUACUUCGGUAAUGUAACAGAAAAUGGAACAGCAGGCAUGGUUGUGAUGACUAUGACUGCCAUAGAUUACGAUGAUCCAGCUGAAAGUAACAAUGCGAAACUGUGGUAUUCUAUUGAAAAGAAUGUUAUAGAAGAAGAAACAGGCUCACCUAUAUUUGAAAUAGAACCAGAAACUGGUGUUAUUAAAACGGCCGUUUGUUGCCUAGAUCGUGAAAGAACGCCUGAUUAUUCUAUACAAAUAGUAGCAUCAGAUGGAGGGGGGCUAAAAGGAACUGGCACAGCAUCCAUAAGAGUGAAAGACAUAAACGAUAUGCCGCCUCAAUUUACUAAAGAUGAAUGGUUUACAGAAGUAGAUGAAACUGAUGGAACUAAUUUACCGGAAAUGCCAAUUCUUACUGUAACCGUUCACGACGAAGAUGAAACUAAUAAAUUUCAAUAUAAAGUAAUUGAAAAUAGUGGUUACGGUGCUGAUAAAUUUACUAUGGUUAGAAAUAAUGAUGGUACCGGUUCUUUGAAAAUUGUACAGCCUCUUGACUACGAAGAUCAACUUCAGAGCAAUGGUUUUAGAUUUAGAAUACAAGUAAAUGACAAAGGUGAAGACAACGAUAAUGACAAAUAUCAUGUAGCUUAUUCGUGGGUCGUUGUUAAACUUAGAGAUAUAAAUGACAAUAAACCUCAAUUUGAACGAGCUAAUAUUGAAGUAUCUGUAUAUGAAAAUGCAGAAGUUGGCAAAAGCCUUGAAACAUUUAAAGCAACCGAUCCUGAUCAAGGUGGUAAAAGCAAAGUUUCAUAUGCUAUUGAUAGAUCAUCUGAUAGAAAAAGACAGUUUUCUAUAAAUCAAGAGGGAACUGUAAGUAUUCAAAGAUCUUUAGAUAGAGAAGAUACGCCUAGACAUCAAGUAAAAAUUUUAGCUAUAGAUGAUGGAGUUCCUCCAAGAACAGCAACAGCCACUUUAACAGUAAUAGUCCAAGACAUUAAUGAUAAUGCACCAACAUUCCUAAAAGAUUAUAGGCCCGUUUUAACUGAACACAUAACUCCUAAAAAAGUUGCAGAAAUAUUGGCCACCGAUGAUGAUGAUCGAUCAAAAAGUAAUGGUCCACCAUUUCAGUUCAGACUUGAUCCUGGUGCUGAUGACAUAAUAAGGGCCUCCUUUAAAGUAGAACAAGAUCAAAAAGGUGCAAAUGGUGAUGGCAUGGCCAUUGUUUCAUCACUUCGCUCUUUUGAUAGAGAACAGCAGAAGGAAUAUCUUAUUCCUAUUAUAAUUAAAGAUCACGGCAAUCCUGCAAUGACUGGAACAAGUACUUUAACUGUAGUGAUUGGUGACGUCAAUGACAAUAAAAUGCAACCAGGUUCUAAGGAAAUUCUCGUUUACAACUAUCAGGGACAAGCUCCAGAUACAGAAAUCGGAAGAGUUUAUGUUUAUGAUUUAGAUGACUGGGAUUUACCCGAUAAAAAGUUCUUCUGGGAAAGUUCAGAACACCCAAACUUUACAUUAAAUGAAGAAACCGGUAUGAUUCAAAUGAAACAUAAAACUAGAGAAGGAAGAUAUCAUUUAAAAUUCAAAGUUUAUGAUAGGAAACACACACAAACUGAUGUUCCCGCUAAUGUCACUGUUUAUGUAAAAGAAAUAUCUCAUGAUGCAAUCAUAAAUUCUGGUUCGAUACGAAUAUCGGGAAUAUCAGAUGAAGAUUUUGUUCGAGUAUGGAAUUAUAAAACAUUGAGUGUAUCCAGGAGUAAAUUAGAUAUAUUUAAAGACAAAUUAGCGGAUCUACUCAAUACUGAACGAGAAAACAUUGAUAUAUUUAGUGUCCAAUUAAGAAAGAAACAUCCUCCAGUAACUGACAUUCGUUUUUCAGCACAUGGUGCUCAUUAUUAUAAGCCCAUUCGGUUAAAUGGUAUAGUACUUAUGCAUCGAGAGGAAAUCGAAAGAGCUGUAGGGAUUAAUAUAACCAUGGUCGGUAUUGAUGAAUGUCUAUAUGAAAAUCAAAUGUGUGAAGGAUCUUGCACAAAUGUGUUAGAUAUUAGUAACUUACCAUAUAUGGUCAAUGCUAAUAAAACUGCUCUUGUUGGUGUAAGAGUUGACGUAAUUGCUGAAUGCACAUGUGGUGCUAGGAAUUUUACACAAGCUGAAACUUGUCGAAAUUCUCCAUGUUAUAACGGUGGCAGAUGUAUAGAAGGGAAAUAUGGAUUAACUUGUUCAUGUCCGCCGGGUUAUACGGGACCAAGAUGUCAACAAACGUCGAGGAGUUUCCGAGGAACUGGAUGGGCAUGGUAUCCAUCUUUAGAGAUGUGUGACAGUUCUCAUUUAAGUUUUGAAUUUAUUACAAGAAAAUCAGAAGGUGUUUUGCUUUAUAAUGGACCAAUAGUACCACCUGAACCGGAAGAAAUUGUAGUGUCCGAUUUCAUUUCUGUUGAACUAGAAAGAGGAAAUCCCAGAUUACUUAUAGAUUUUGGAUCAGGCACCUUAGAACUCAGAGUGAAAACUAAGAAAUCUUUAGAUGACGGCGAAUGGCAUCGUUUAGAUAUAUUUUGGGAUACUGAAAAUGUAAGAAUGAUUGUAGACUUCUGUAAAUCAGCAGAUAUCCAAGAAAUGGAAGAUGGUACGCCACCAGAGUUUGAUGACUCUACUUGUCAAGCAUCUGGUAGUAUACCUCCAUUUAAUGAAUACUUAAAUGUUAAUGCACCAUUGCAAAUCGGGGGAUUGUACAUAGAACAUUUUGAUCCUACACAUUAUCACUGGCAGUACAUGCCCAUCGGUAAAGGCUUCGACGGUUGCAUCAGAAAUUUGAUUCACAAUAGUAAACUUUAUGAUUUAGCCCAUCCUGGCUUGUCGCGAAAUUCUGUGGCUGGAUGUCCACAAACAGAAGAAGUUUGCAAUCAAGCAGACACUACAUCAAGAUGUUGGGAGCAUGGCACGUGCGUUGGUAGUUUUUCCGAAGCUAGAUGUCAGUGUCAACCGGGUUGGACUGGACCAUCUUGUAACUUACCAACUACUCCUACUAGUUUUAGACCACAGAGCUAUGUCAAAUUUGCACUAAGCUUUGAACCUGAUAGAUUUAGUACCCAAAUUCAACUACGGUUUAGAACUCGAGAGCCUCACGGUGAACUGUUUAGAGUGAGUGAUCAACAUAAUCGUGAAUAUGGAAUACUUGAAGUGAAAGAUUCUCGAUUACAUUUCCGAUAUAAUCUAAACUCAUUACGUACAGAAGAACGUGAUGUUUGGCUAAAUUCGGUAGCUGUUGAUGAUGGUCAAUGGCAUAUUGCUCGGGUCAGUAGGUAUGGCAGUGCUGCCACUCUUGAAAUUGAUGGCGGUGAAGGAAGAAGAUACAACGAAACCUUUACGUUUGAAGGACAUCAGUGGCUUCUAGUUGAUAAACAGGAGGGCGUUUAUGCAGGAGGUAAAGCUGAGUACACUGGCGUGAGAACGUUUGAGGUUUACGCAGACUUCCAAAAAGGCUGUUUAGAUGAUAUUAGAUUAGAAGGCAAACAUUUACCAUUACCUCCGGCUAUGAAUGGCACUCAGUGGGGCCAAGCAACGAUGGCAAGAAAUUUAGACAGAAACUGCCCGUCAAAUAGUCCCUGCAUCAACGUUCAUUGCACCGAACCUUUUGUAUGUGUCGACCUGUGGAACGAAUAUGAAUGCACCUGCGGUGAGGGUUUGGUAUUGUCUCCGGACGGCAAAGGUUGCGUUGACAAGAACGAAUGUCUCUACUUCCCGUGCCGCAACGGCGGUUCGUGUGUCAACCGCGAGCCGGGCUAUCGCUGCCACUGCCCCGAGGGUUUCUGGGGCGAGAACUGCGAGCUCGUUCAGGAGGGCCGGACGUUGAAGCUCAGCAUGGGCGCGCUCGCGGCCAUCCUCGUCUGCCUCCUAAUUAUCAUGAUUCUCGUGUUGGUGUUUGUGGUGUACAAUCGACGUCGAGAGGCGCAUAUAAAAUACCCGGGACCCGACGACGAUGUUCGUGAGAAUAUAAUUAACUAUGACGACGAAGGCGGUGGCGAAGAUGACAUGACAGCCUUUGAUAUCACACCACUUCAAAUACCCAUCGGCGGACCUCUACCUGAUCAUAUUCCAUCUAAACUACCUUGAGUGCCACCAGCCGUGGGUGUGCCUCUACCGGGGGAGACCAACGUGGGUAUGUUCAUAGAAGAACACAAGCGAAGAGCGGAUAGCGACCCAAACGCGCCACCUUUCGACGACCUCAGGAACUACGCGUAUGAGGGUGGCGGUAGCACUGCCGGGUCUUUGUCUUCGCUUGCUUCUGGGACCGACGACGAAGUGCACGAAUAUGACUACUUGGGCGCGUGGGGGCCGCGCUUCGACAAGCUGGCUGACCUGUACGGACCCGACAUGGACGAGCAGCUGUAGAGUGACCUGUCAAUUGUGAACACCCCCCCACAUACACACCAGCACGGACCGCCCCCCACUUCGCGACCACCGCCAUCAUCUUAAACGAUUUUCUACAAGUUUAUUUUAUACUAUAGAAAAAUGUUAGCUUAAAUAUGUCUGUAAGUUAAGACA